This is a messenger RNA of Lolium rigidum, 1263 nucleotides long. RefSeq names its product aspartic proteinase nepenthesin-1-like. Bases 1 to 1263 code for a protein of 420 amino acids. Lineage: Eukaryota; Viridiplantae; Streptophyta; Magnoliopsida; Poales; Poaceae. The transcript has a single exon. The record is from RefSeq and is a predicted model, not a curated record. Gene Ontology annotation, molecular function: aspartic-type endopeptidase activity. Gene Ontology annotation, cellular component: extracellular region. Gene Ontology annotation, biological process: proteolysis.
AUGGAAAUAAGUUUGGCGUUCAUCGUUCUUGUGUUGUGCUCCAGUGCUACCCUAGUUACCGCAGGGUUCCGCAUGGAGCUCACCCACGUGGAUGCCAAGGGGAGCUACACCAUGGCGGAGCGCGUGCAGCGAGCCAUGGCCAGCACCCGGCAGCGCAUGGCUUCCAUUGCCGCCGCCGACGUGAGCGCGCCGGUCCACUGGAAUACCACCCAGUACAUCGCGGAGUACCUGGUCGGCACCCCGCCGCAGCGUGCCGAGGCCCUCAUCGACACCGGCAGCGACCUCAUCUGGACGCAGUGCUCCACCUGCCUCCAAGGAUCCUGCGUCAAGCAGGGCCUGCCGUUCUACAACGCGUCCAUGUCGAACACCUUCCAUCCCGUGCCAUGCAACGACACCUUGUGCAUGGCUAACCAAGAGCACACGUGCGCCAAGGACGGCAGCUGCAAUUUCGGUGCCUUCUACGGCGCCGGCGACGCCACGGGGUCCAUCGGCACCGAGGUCUUCACCUUCGAAAACGGCUCGGCGACGCUCACGUUCGGCUGCGUCGACAAGCUGUUCAUCACCCCGGGGUCCCUCGACGGGGCGUCGGGCCUCAUAGGGCUUGGCCGCGGCCCGCUCUCGCUCGUCUCUCAGACGGGCGCCACCAAGUUCUCCUAUUGCCACACUCCCUACCUCCGCAGCAACACCACUCCCGGUGCCAGCAGCCACCUUUUCGUCGGUGACUCCGCGAGCCUUAGCGGCGGCAGCCCCGUGAUGUCCAUGACAUUCGUGGAAGGCCCCAAAGACUACCCGUUCUACUACGUCCCACUCGUCGGGAUAACCGUGGGACGAACAAGGCUGCCCAUCCCACCAACGGUGUUCGCUCUCAAACCGAGCGGCGACGGGGGUGUGCUUAUUGACUCCGGCAGCCCCACCACAGCUCUCGUCGACGGGGCGUACGGGCCCCUAACUGAGGAGCUCGGGAGGCAGCUGAACGGGAGCCUCGUGCCACCGCCCGCUGGCAGUGGGAUGGGCCUGUGUGUGCCCUUGGCGCAGGAGAAGACAGUGCCGUCCAUGGUGCUGCACUUCAGCGGCGGUGCGGACAUGGUGCUGCCACCGGAGAACUACUGGGCGCCCUUGGACAGCUCCACCUCAUGCAUGGUGAUGGAAAACUCAAGCGGUAUGAGCAUCAUUGGCAACUUCCAAUUGCAGAACAUACACCUGCUCUACGACCUUGCCAAGGACGAGCUCUCUUUCCAAACAGCCGACUGCAGCUCACUCUGA